CACGGAGUAGCUCGGCAAUUUGGAGGCGAGCUUUGUCAUGCUACUUGCAGCUUCAAUAUCGCGUAUUCGAGUUGUCAGCCAGCCAUGCAUGAAACUGAGUUUUUCGGCAAAGAACAUUUUCUUCUAUGCUCUUAUGUCUUAUGAGAAGAUACCGAGUUAGUAGCUGAGGUAUAUACGCUUCUCGCCGUAUGCAGCUAGAGAAGUUAUGGUACGGUACGUAGCUGUGGCGUCUGCUGCGAUGCUUAUAUUUCUUCACCUAAGGGGCUAUGCGAAGGUAAUGCCAGAACUUACCUUGCCGAGAGCUGACCGAGGGAGGCAAGAUACAAUGAUAUCGAAGUAUAAAAGCCUUCCCAAUCCUCCUCUCAAAGUAGAUCCUCUCAUCUCAGUCCUCAUCCUCAACUCUCCAAUCCCCAAGUAACCUACAAACCAAGAAAAACCCACCAUAUAAACACCCCCAAAAUGUGCACCACCCCCCUCCUCCUCCUCGCCCUCUCAGCACUCACCACCGCCCUCCCCUCUCCCCUCACCCCCAGAGAAUGCACCGCCCCAACCUCCUUCCAAAUCAACGGCUUCACCACCUUCGGCCCCGCAGAGGGGAACACCAACCCGGCCUUCGUCAGCUUCACCUUUGCCAGUGCGGGGACAUCGACCCGCUGUACUCGGAAUGGGGAUAUCACUUCGGCCACCCUGGCUACGUGUGCUGAUGGGGAGACAGUUUUCAGGUGGUCGGCGGAUCGUGUUCUGACGGUGGGGACGAGUUAUGUUGAUUGUGAUGGAAAGUAAGUCGCUCUUAACGGGAAUGGGGUGAGUGGUGUACUGAUGAUGUUUUUUAGUCCUGCUGUUGCGGCGGGUGAUUUGGGUUUGAGUGUUUUCUGCUUCCCGGUUGUGCCUCCUGUUCCUUUUGGGGCGGGGACGGAGUGUGAGACUCCUACUGGGCAGGUUGGAGGUUCUUUUACGAGGUCUUCUGUUUAGAUCUCUUCUCCGUUUCUAUCAUUUCAAGAAAUUUGAAAAUUGGUUUCCUUUGAAAGAUAGAAGGCGGAAAUGUCUCAGGUGCUCUGGAUCUAUGGAGUCCUUUUUCUGUUCUGAAGAGGAAGAAGUUGAUGGGUGGAAAA
Molecule: messenger RNA, 1112 nt
Organism: Hymenoscyphus albidus
Lineage: Eukaryota; Fungi; Ascomycota; Leotiomycetes; Helotiales; Helotiaceae
Source: the annotation of a GenBank genome assembly